This is a messenger RNA of Spodoptera litura, 5779 nucleotides long. It is a transcript of the gene arr, whose product is annotated as low-density lipoprotein receptor-related protein 6. The record is from RefSeq and is a predicted model, not a curated record. Gene Ontology annotation, molecular function: protein binding. NCBI's taxonomy places the organism in Eukaryota, Metazoa, Arthropoda, Insecta, Lepidoptera, Noctuidae.
CUCUCGAACUCAUUGUCUGAGAAAUUGUUAUCCAUAACCAAAAUUGUUAAAAAUAGUCUCUUACUUUUGGAAUAAACAAAGAAAAUGCGGUCAAAUGAGUAUUAAACGUGCCUUAUUGUGUUUCUCGCUUUCUAAAAUAGUGUUAAAUGAAAUAAACAUGUGAAGUAUUGGGACGAUUGCUAUGCAUUUGUUUUCAUUAUGACAAAACGCCGAAGAAUACUUCAUGCGGACAAAAUAAUUCAAAAUAUUAUGAAUGUGUUUUGUUUGUUAAUGUUCCUGCAGUUAAAAGGUUUAUAUGCAGUAGUUAGUAAUCCAAUAUUGUUAUACUCAACGGCAUCUGACAUAAGAGUGGUGAAUACUUCAAAAUUGAGUAAAGUUAAUACCAUCGUGAAGGACCUGGAGCAAGGUUCAGCUGUGGACUUCCUUCAUAGAAAGGAUCUAAUAUGCUGGUCAGAUCAGACUGCUGAGCUGAUACAGUGUAUGAGUUAUAAUGAAACUCAUGUAGGAGAUAAGGUUAGAAUAGUUUCAGAGGGGUUAAUAACACCUACUGGUUUAGCCAUAGACUGGUAUACAGACAAGUUAUACUGGACAGAUGGAGAGACCAAUAGAAUUGAAGUCAUUAGCAUAGAGCAGAGACAUAGAAAGGUAUUGUUCUGGUCUGAGGUCGACCUCGCCAGGGCAAUUGCUCUUGUUCCUAAAGAAGGUCUCAUGUUCUGGACGGACUGGGGUGAAGUGCCUAAAAUAGAGAGAGCUGGCAUGAACGGGGACCCAGCUACUCGCAAAGUAUUAGUCAAGGACAAUAUAUGCUGGCCAAACGGUAUCACAGUAGAUUACGACAACGACCUCAUAUACUGGGUUGAUGCAAGGCUACAUUUUGUCGAUGUCAUCGAUUUCAAUGGAAAAAAUAGACGAAAUGUUGUCAAAGAAGAACUUGUGUAUCCGUACGCACUAGCAUUUUUUAAUUAUAAAUUGUAUUGGACUGAUUGGAAGACAUGGUCAAUACACACAUGGGACAUUUCAACAUCAGGACCAAUGAAGGAAUUGAUAAAAUCAGACCCAGUGCCUGUAGAUUUGAAGGUGUAUGAUGGAAGCAAGCAAGUGAUGCCCACUGGAGACUAUCCAUGCAAGGAGAACAAUGGAGGAUGUUCACAUUUGUGCCUUUUAGCGCCUAAACCAGCAGGCUACCAAUGUGCAUGUCCAACGGGCUGCAAGUUGAAGGAAGGCAGCAACACAACUUGCUACAACUCCCCGCAGUCCUUGCUCAUCGUGGCGCAGCGCUCCGCCAUCUCCAAGAUAUCGCUGGACUCGCCAGACUUCACUCCCUACACGCUACAUCUAAAGGACCUGAAGAGAGCACUUACUGUGGACUUUGAUCCAAAGUCUGAAUACAUCUAUUGGGCUGAUAAUUUGGCAAAGACAAUAUCCAGAGCUCGCCUGGAUGGCAGUGAGCAAUCAGUGGUGAUCCACAGCAGUGGAGUGCCAGACAGCAUAGCUAUCGACCCACUCGCUAGGAACAUUUACUGGACCGACCCUGUCACUGACACUAUCAAUGUCGCACGACUUGAUGGGAGCUCGAAAAAGGUGUUAAUCCACAACGACUUAUACGACCCACGCGCCAUAGCCCUCCACCCAGUAGCUGGGUGGAUGUUCUGGUCGGACUGGAACGAGAAGAAGCCGAAGAUAGAGCGCGCCAACCUCGACGGCAGCGCGCGCGUACUACUCGUGUCGGAACGACUCGCCUGGCCUAAUGGAAUCGCACUAGAUACCGUCAAGAAUAAACUCUAUUGGGGUGAUGCUAAGACGCAUAAAAUUGAGGUAUGCAACAUGGACGGCACGGAGCGUAAAGAACUGCACAACAGCGAGAUACUACACAUCUUCGGCCUCACCUUACUCGGGGAACAUCUCUACUGGACUGACAUGCAGAAACGGACCUUAGAUAGAAUUAACAAAAACACAGGUCUAGAACGCCAGGCAGUAGUGGAACAGAUGGCGAACAUGAUGGGAGUGAAGGCGUUCCGCCUCGGGGAGACGCUCCCGUGGAACCCGUGCGCUGACAACAACGCGGGCUGCUCGCAUCUCUGCUUCAAUACUCCGGAGAAAUAUGUCUGUAGCUGUCCUAUUGGUCUAGAACUAAGCAAAGACAAGAAGACCUGCGUGGAACCGGGAGCGUUCCUAGUGUACAGUCGCAAGAACGUCAUCGGUCACAUCAGCAUUGAGAACGAGCAGAGUGACGUCAUACUGCCUCUUAAAGACUUGAAAGAAGUUAGUGCAUUAGCCGUCCACGUAGCAGGCAACAAGCUGUACUGGUCGGACGCUAAAACUAAGACCAUCAACCGAUGUUCUGUCAAUGGUUCCAAUAUGGAGAAGGUCUUGGAGUGGAUGGGUUUAGUUGAAGGUAUAGCAAUAGACUGGUCAGGCCACAACAUAUACUGGACGGACACUGCGACGCAGCGCAUUGAAGUGGCUCGACUUGAUGGCUCCAGCAGACGGACCCUCAUCUGGCAGGGGUUAAAGAAACCUAAGAGCAUUGCACUGGAUCCUAAAAAGGGCUACAUGUACUGGUCAGAACUCGGUUCAAAGAGUAUAAAGCGGGCUGGUAUGGACGGUUCAUCUCCCACAGUCCUCUUCGAACAAGUUGGCAAAGUCCACUCCAUCGCCAUAGACUAUGAGAGACGAGGCCUCUACUGGGCCGCCUUAGACCCCCCGGUCAUAGAGUUCGCGUACCUUAAUGGGACUGGACGCAAGACGUUGAUAAACAAUGUGUCCAUGCCUUAUACGCUGACGUUGUAUAAUGAUAAGAUCUAUUUUGGUGAUUGGAAUACUGGUGUAGUGGAGUCUGCCAACAAGGUGUCUGGCGCGGGGCGCGCGGCGCGCGGCGCGGGGCUGGAGUACAUCUCGUCGCUGGCGGCGUGGGCGGGCCCGGCGGCCGGCGCCUCGCAGUGCGGCGCCGACAACGGCGGCUGCGCGCACCUGUGCCUGGCCGCGCCCGCCGACUACGUCUGCGCCUGCCCCGCGCACUACCGCCUCAACAGGGACAACCUCACUUGCGACGAACCAGAAGAAUUCGUACUAUUUGCUCUGAAGAAUGCAAUCGGACGAAUAGUGAAUACUAAUGGGGAAUGCAGCGACGCUUACAUACCGCUGACUGGGCUGAAAAACGUUAAGGCAAUCGAGUAUGAUCCUGUUAACAAACACUUCUACUGGAUGGACGAGGACUCACACGCGAUCCGACGGGUCCCAAUCUCCUACUCCUCGAUGUCAGCCAUUUCAAACUCAACCGUCGUAGUCUCAGGUCUCAGUCGGCCCUUCCACAUGGUGCUAGAUAUUCUCGGUCGCGCCCUCUACUGGACAUGUUCAGACACUGAUUCUAUAAACGCCACCUCCAUUGAUAAUAACUCCUCGUCCGGUGUCAUACUUCGAGGGGAGAAUAUGAUGCCCAGAUUCCUGGCCUUCCAUCAGACUAAGAGGUUCCUGAUCUGGAGCGACGCGGGCCUGGGCGUGAUAAUGCGUUCGAACGUGGACGGGCGCGGGCGCGUGGAGCUGGCGCGCGCCAGUAACGUCACGGCGCUGGCGCUGGACGCCGCCGGCAACACGCUGUACUGGGCCGCCAGCCGACAGAUACUCGCCGUCGACCUCGACGGAUCCAACAAACGCGUGGUGUGGCAGGGCGGCUGGGCGGGCGCGCUGGCGGCGUGGGGCGGCUGGGCGUACUUCGGCGGCGCGGGGGCCGCCAUGCGCCUGGCGCUGGGCCGCCGCGAGGCCCCCGCGCAGCCCCUGCCGCAUGUACCGCGCCUCGUCGCCGCCAGGGCCGUCGGGAAGGUCCCCCGCACGCACCCAUGUUGGCGCGGUGGUUCCUGCGGCGGGGCCCCGGGGUCGUGCGGCGCGGGGGGCAACUGUGGGUGCGCGCUCCGCUGCGGGGCCCCCGCCCCGUGCCAACCACAACGCUUCCUGUGUGACCCCGCCGCGCCCGAGCCGCGGUGUAUACCGCAUCACUGGAAAUGUGACGGACAGAAAGACUGCGAGAACGGCGCGGACGAGGCGGAGUGCGGCGCGUGCGCGGGCGGGCUGCGCUGCGCCGACGGAGCCUGCGCGCCCGCGCUCGGCGCCUGCGACACCGGCGCGUACUGCGCGCGCGCGCCGCUGCCUGACGCAUUCCGAUGUGACGAACGCCUCUGCCUAGCUCCACGAUUACUCUGCGACGGGCACCAACACUGCGAGGACGGGUCUGACGAGGCGCCCGCUAACUGUGGGUUUGCGGGCGCCAAAGAACAUACAGCGCCCGGCACGAGGCGGUCCAGCGCCUUCGUAGUGUGCGGCUGUAUCGCGGGGGCCGCCGCCGGGCUCGGCGCCGCCUGGGCCGCACUGCGGAGGGUGCGCCGGGCCGCCCGGGCCCCGCUGCCUCGCAGGGGCCGCGCCGUGGGACUGGGCCCCUCGCUCCCUCCUAUAACACCCGCAGCCCGAGCGCUUGUGCCUAUCAAACGCGAUAUCCCCAUGAUUCCUGCGCUCACUGCUAGUUAUACUGAUAGCGUAGAGAGCGGGUGUGCCCGGUACCCGCGUCCGACAGCGAACCCGCCGCCGAGCCCCGCGACGGGCAGCGACGGGGGGUCGGCCCCGCGGCGGCGGCCCUACCGCCACUACCGCGCCAGCAACCGGCCGCCGCCGCCGACGCCGGCGUCCACGGACGCCUGCGAGUCCGAGCCCGAGCCGGCCGCGCGCGCCCCGCCGCCCUCGCCCGCGCCCCGCGCGCACUGACCCGUACUCACUCACUUACCCGUGCGAUACUUUUUUUGAGCAUUCGAUUGAUACUCGACUUUCAGACGACCGAACUGAAACCUAUAAACUAACCCGUGGUGUGCUGGAACGCAAAUCUACGCAAAACUCCAUGCAGUUUCUAUUGUGUUUAUAGUCAAAGGCUAAUUCGAUCUAAUGGCUAGUGUCGAUCAUCGCUAUCUGUCGUUUAUGCGUUUACUAACAAAUAUAUAAUUUGAUUUCUACGUGCUAUAAAAUGCUGAUUUCGACUUAAACUUAUACCAGUGCCGAAGAUUCUUUCAUUAUUUGUAGUCCAGUUUCGUACAAACAAAAACAUAGUGAACACAUCAAUACACUGACUCAGUCAUCUAAUCUCUAUAACGAAAUUAUUUAGCAAUAAAACAGAUUAAAACAAUCCCUAAAACAAAAUAGAUAGAGCACAUAAUUAUUUGACAUUAUUCAGAUUUGACAUCACACACAUUUCACAUCACACCGCAAAUGUUAUGUUUAAGUGUGAAAUAAGUAAUUGGUGCUAUUUCACUGUUCGUGCCUCAAUAAUUGUUAUAAGUAUAAAAUCUCUAUUAUUUGUAUUAUAUAGUAUAUAGUAGUGUUUAAUUAAAAGUUAAGGGGGAAUACAUACAAAAAGAAAAUAAUAAUAUAAUCAAGGCAGCUCUUUAAGGCAGUAUUGAUAAAAUGUUAGACUAUAAGUUGAUUGCUCGUUAUUAAAAGGUCAUAUUUUAAUGUUUAAUAUAAAGAGGAAUUGUUAAAGCAUAUAGUACAACUAGUUUUACUCCUGAGUAAAAAUUUAUUGUAAAGUAUGGGAGAGCCAUGCUUCAACACGAAUGGACCGGCUCGACCGGAGUGAUACCACGGCCGAGCAGAAAACCAUAGUGAAAAAACACUUGCGUUGUCUAUCGCCGUAUAAGCAAAGUUACCAGAAACCCAGUCACCCACUAAUCUCCCUAAUCCCGAAUCCCCAACAGUCCUCAAAUUCCUAAACCUAGGCCGGUAAGGCACUUAUAACGCCUCU